This is a messenger RNA of Ahaetulla prasina, 6644 nucleotides long. RefSeq names its product CLN8 transmembrane ER and ERGIC protein (gene CLN8). Bases 428 to 1294 code for a protein of 288 amino acids. Gene Ontology annotation, cellular component: endoplasmic reticulum; membrane. The record is from RefSeq and is a predicted model, not a curated record. Lineage: Eukaryota; Metazoa; Chordata; Lepidosauria; Squamata; Colubridae. Gene Ontology annotation, biological process: lipid homeostasis. The transcript is spliced from 4 exons.
ACGAGGGCGGAUCCGAGGCCCGGUGCACGAGCACGCAUUGCCUGCUGAGGCUGCCUGGGCCGAAAAGUUCAUUUGGACCUGGCUGACCGGGAGAAGAGAAGAGAGGAGGGGGGGGGGGUUGUUAAGCGCGUGACAGGAAGACGACGUUUAUUAAAAACCCAACCCAACCCUUGCACAGAAACGAAACAAAAGUCAGACGGGGCGGUUGCAAAAGAGGAAGGGAAGCCGGCUGGCCGACCGACCGAGGCCUUGGCGUCAACCGGGUUGGAUUUUAUAUGUUUUAUAAUCUGAAGGCGCAUCCGACACGAAUAAAGAAGGCUGUGGUGACAAUGAGAAUUUGGUUGGUGCUCACUGCAUGGGCAAAAGUUCAAGAUUUUUAAGUGGACCUGACAGGUGCUCCCCAAACAUCUCAACAUAAGUAGAAGACAUGAAUCUUCAAAAUGAUGAGGCAACAUCUAGAUCCAUAUUUGCCUGGAAUUAUUUUCUGUGGGAAGUUCGUUUUGCCUUAGUGGCCAUUGGCUUCUUUCUCUACUUGGGAAUAUUUUGUUUUUCACAUUUUUUGUCUUCAUGGUUGAGUAUAACUUACUGCUCAUUGCCAGCAAAGGAGAAAGUCUUUUGGAAUCUGGCUACUACACGAGGCGUGUUUGGCAUUCAGUGUUUUGUAGCUGGCUUCUGGGCUUUACUUUUAGAUCCAGUUUUUCAAGCUGACAAGGUUUAUUCCCAGCAGGACUGGAGUUGGUUCAGUUGUCUCAUAGCCUCUGGCUUCUUUUUGCUGGAAAAUGUAGCUGUUCAUGUCUCUAAUUUUAUCUUUAAAACAUUUGAUUUAUUUGUAGUUGCUCAUCAUUUUCUUGCCUUUGGUGGUUUUUUGGGUCUGAUAACCAACAUAAAAUCUGGACAUUACAUACCUUUGAUGGGAAUGCUACUUGAGAUGAGUACACCUUUCACUUGCAUGUCUUGGAUGCUUUUAAAGGCUGGCCGGGCUAAUACUUUCUUUUGGAAGGCAAGUCAGUGGAUAAUGAUCCACAUGUUUCACUGCCGCAUGAUGCUUACCUACCAUAUGUGGUGGGUGUGUCUUUCCAAUUGGAAUGCUGUGAUGGAAAAUCUGGGACUCUUACAUUUUACUGUUGUAUUAACAGGAUUGAGUGCUGUUACCUUCAUACUUAAUCCCUACUGGACAUACAAAAAGACUCUUCAACUUUCUUCUCCUGUUGACUGGAAUUUUAGUGGUAGAACAAUGAAAAAUGGUUCAUCUGUGAAAGUAAAUGGAGAAACAUUCCAGAAGAAGGGGCUCUGAAACUGACUUGGAUCUCUAUGGGUAACCAUAAAAUCUGGUCAGAAAUAAAUAAGACAGAGAGCUGGGAAUAUGAAGCUGCCUAUCAAGGGAUCUAAAUUACUAGUUUCUAGUAAUGUUAUCUAGUUGGGAAUACUAUUAACCUCAUUUAAUAAACGUUGCAGGUGUGUCUUAAAUGUUGGGCAUUCUUAGUCACAUGUAAGAAUAUUCUAUAAACCAGCAAAAUGCAGGAAAUAAAUGCCCUGUCUGUCUCUCUUUAGAACCUUCAUUGCUGCUUCCAGGACUUGCUAUUUUGAACAUGUCAGGACAGAUUACAGUCUAGAAAGAAUUCUAGGCCUUGUUUCAAAGAAUGCCCAGUACAGGGAUUAUUUUCCCAUUGGAUUAGUCAAUAUAAAAUUGCACUUACCUUCUUUUUCAUGUAUACUGUAUAUGAAUCAGUUUCUAUAUAAAGUUUGCUACCUUAUCUAAUGAAUGCCAAAUGCCAAUCCAGUUUAAUAUCUAAUAUGAGGGGUAACAUUACAUUUUUCCCUAGAAAAGUACCCAAAUGUUUAACACCAAUGCUAGAACAUUAUGAAAUAUAGUUUAGUUUGAAGAGUAAUUGGACAUUGAAAAUAUGGUCAUAACUUGGGUUUACAUUUAAAACAAUGUUUCUCUUUGACAUGCAAUAUUCUAUAGUGGCUAGUAGGAAAGACUAUAUACUUUAAAGAUUAUUUCCAAUAUGUAACAAAUUCAAAUUUUGAUAUGGCACCUCAGAAAAGUUGCUGUUUUGCAGUUUCAUUGUGAGAGAUAGUGAAGGUGGUUGAGCUUCCAGCUUUUUGCAUCCCCAUGUUUUAGACAGAAAAUUUAUAAAAUGUUAUUAAAUUAAGUUCUGUUCUAUUCUGUUAAUCCCAGUCCCUAAAAUCCAAAAUCAAUUUAUAAAUCUUAAAACUUUUCUUAAGCUAAGUAUAUUAAAAGAAGCAACCUAUAGUUAUUCCACAAUUUAAUUACUGUGUAAGGAUUGCUGAAACUAAUCCUUAACCUAAUACUGUAUUUCAGUGGAAAGUUGUUGGACACUGCCAUCUAAUGGCAGUUAUGACAUACAAGUACCCAUCUUAUUUUAAACAAGCAUGCUAUAAAAUUAUCUGGAAUAUACAACUACUAUAAAAGAUAAUACAUUGAGUUUGGUAUUUAUUCUUUUAGUACAGGUAAUAUAGAAUGCAUAAGAAUCUGAGAUUAAUGCUGUUAUAUUCAAGCUCAGUAUAUAAAUAUGUAAAUGAAAUACUUUGAAAUAUCUCUCUCUUCCCACCCUGGUAAAAUUAGUGAAAGAAAAGUGAUAAGACUGCACAAAAUGUUAAAGUCUAAAGUUUUUUACAAUUUCUAUUUUUUCCCUGUUUAGGAAACAGUAUUAUAGUUGUGAAAGUUAGGCAUCCAAGAAGUAUUAAACAUUUGCUGAAGUCAUUAUUUGGAAAGAAUAACAGUUCAGAGAGGCAAACUUUUGCAUAAUCUAAAUGCAUGUAUAGAAACUUGGCUUGAAUCUCUGUAGUUGAUUUAUCAAUCAAAUCUUAAUGACCAGCAUAAUUAUUAAUCUAGAUUAUGGUAGUAUCUUAAAUCAUCUUCAAUACUCUACAUUAUUGAUAUUUUGAAUUAUGCCAUAUUACUAGCUAAAAUGUUAUUGGGAAUGAUGUGACUAGUGUACUUUUCUUGACUGUAACUUGCAUUUUCUGAGUAGUAGCACAAUAUGAGAUGAAAAAUUUGAAAAUCUGCAUUCUGAAGAUGAUUGUGACCAUGUUUACAGUCUUCUGUCAAAAACAGACCCCCCCUCCCCAAAGGCUAAAUGCCAUUAAUAUAGAUGGGAUUGGGAUCAAAAUCCAAUUAGGGACAUUUUAGAAUGAUUAGAAUGUUCUAACUGAUACAUCAUUUCUGGAGAAUAACAACCUGCCCAUUGUUAUUUUCUAUGAAAAAUCACAGAAAAUUUCUGUUCAAUUGUAUUUUCCCUGAGGUCUAGGCAAAAUGACUGGUCUUCCCAGUCAUAAUGAUUAGCAUUUCUCUGAUGAAUGAAGUAUAAAUAUUUGUUUGCAAUCCCUCAAAAGGAUAGUGAUACACUUUUGAUAUUGAAAUUGCAGUUUAUUUUGUGACCAAGACACUGGAUCUCUUUCUAGAUAGGAGAGGUUUACCAGUAUGUUUGUUUUUAAUCAAAGUAGCAAAGUAGUUGCAGUUUGCACAACAAAAACUUUUUAUUAAACAUUUGCACCUUGCAAAAAUGGAAGCAAUCAAAUGGUAGAUUGUCUAUUGGCCACUGAAAAAGUUGCAUACAUGUAGUAUAUAUAUUUUUUCCUAUGUUUCUGUUGGUGAGAAAUUGCACUAUGUAUGGAAUAAUGUCUAAUGCUUGAUCUAUAAUCAGGAGUAGUUAGUAAACAAUUUCAGAUAUAUUUGAUGUUUAACACAUAGCUUAGUUACAUGUGCAGUAGCCACUGGUGUUUUUUUUUUAAAAUGAGUUUAAUUUUUCUAGUUCACUUACUAAUAUGUAGCUUUGGACCCUUGAGGUUUUAUUUAUCUCAGUUGCCUACAAUAAUUCAGAGUUUAGUCUAUAUUUUCCCCCUGAACCAAAUUAGUACUGUGAUUUAGGUGGGAAUGCUGCUACUAAUGAUUAUUUUGAUUAGAAUCCCUCUCACUCCUGAAUAUAUGUCAUUUCUGUUGUGUUCCAAAAGGGGUCAGGCCACACCUCCAUUAAAUUUGAUUUAAUUUUUUUAUUCCUUAUGCACAUGUAAGAUGUAUAUGUGUAAUAGUUUAUCCUGCUGUCAUAUUUGGUAUUUGGUGGCAGCCUUAUUGACCACUGGCACCACACCAAGAAAUGGAUGGGUAGAAUUUAUGUAGUCAUGCAUUACUGCAUAAUCCUGUGAUUGCAGGUUAUGCAUUCUGACUGAAAUGUAAAAUAUCUCUGUUACAAUGAUUCUUUGCUGCUUAACACCAAAAGAAUAAGUAGGUCCAAAUAUUAGAAAUGGGAAUUUUGCUGGUAAAAUUUACAACAGAAAUAAGACUUUUUUUUUUCUCUCUAAGAGUAUUUUUUUAAAAGUAGAAUUGUUGGGAUACAGUACCCUUUUCAAAAAAUAUAGACUAGCUGAGUAGAGUAUUUUUUUUUAAAAGAAUAGUGGAUGUUAGGCAUCUGCAGUAAUAAUUAAUGAAAUUACAUGUUUAGAUAGAAUUUCAUUUUUUAUUCAAAUGUAAGAGCUGAACUAGAUAUAUGAGAAAUUUGGGUGUUUCAGCUAUGCUUUGUUCUUAAUUGCAAGCUAGUUUAGGUUAUUUGCAUUUUGUAACUAUUUCUUAGCAGCUCCAAGUUCUUUUUCAUGCAAGUCAUCUUCAAAAAAGGUUUCAGUUUGAAGAAAAGUCAUCAUAUGCACUUUGUAAUGAAGAAAAGUAGGAGGGGGAAGGAAUUAAUUACCUUUCUCUUUUCCUACUUGCCCUAUGAGGUAUUACAAAAUGUGGUUUACGACUUUCCUAUUUAAUACUGAUAAAAUUGAACAUGAGAUAGUUAUUUGUACUCUUUGCUAUUGAGUUGUCAUGCUUUUCUCCCCUACAUCUCUUUGCAGUCAACAACCAAAAAUUAUGUGUUUUAUAUUAAUUACCAUCCCCAGUUACAUAUCAUCUACAAAUGGAGGCUAGCUACUUCCUAAAAAUAAGAACUUUAUUUUUAAAGUAUUUUAUGCAGAAAAUAUAUUUGCUAUAUUGUUUUUUUUCUUGUCCCUCCGUAAUUGAUUUUGCUAAUAAAUGUAUUGCUUUCUUUUCUUUUUUAAAUUGAUUAUUCAAUAAGCUUUAGUUUUUGCUUGCAGUUAAAAUAGCUUGCAGAGAAAUAUACUUUCUUGUCAGUAAAAAAAAAUCUUUUCUAGCAUUUUUAGUUUAAUCGUUUUUUCCGUAAUAUAUUGCAAUGCAAUUACCCAGAAGUCUAUCUAGUUUCAUUUUCUGUCAAUCACAGCAUCCACUCAGAUACUUCUAGGUGGAAUAAAAAAAGGCAUUGACUUCUUUGUGGUGCUACUAGGAGAUGUUGAUUAUGUAAUCCAGUAUUCCCAAAUACUAUAAUAGCUGUGAAGUCUGGAAAUUAAGUGUAACUGGAGGGCAUCAUGAUGGGAAAGUCUAUAUUCAAUCUGGAACAGCAUUCAGUACUGCCUAAAUCAGUACUUAGCCAUUAACAGUCUUGUCCUCUGUGAUUUUAAAAAUGCCUAAGCCAGUAGCCAGCGUUUUUUAUAAGAAACUAUACUUUUUUUGUCCAUUCUGAACUAGUUCCAGAUGAUAUCAUAUUACCUGAAGUCUAGGGAGCUGUUUAUUGUUUAUUGUGCUUAAUAAACAUUUAUCAUAUCUUCAUUUAGUCUGUCCCUCUCUUGGUAAAUUAGAGAAUGCAAUAUUUUUGCCCAUUCAUGGAAAAGAAAAACUAGAAUCAGUGUCAUGUAAUCUUCAAGCUCUACAUUUUUUUCUGGAAUGGUACCAUGCCAUCCGAAUUGCAUCCUUCGUUUCAAAUGUGGUUUACUGUAUAUUUACAUCAAGAUGUUAAUUGUUCAGUUUAAUCUUGUUCACAAUUAUACAAGGAAGGAAUUGUCUGUCAUUGCUGCUGAAUGUUGUUUCUAUUUCAUUAUACUAUCUACGUAUCACUAACAUUUUCCAAAUCUACCAGUUUACUUAUUCUAUGAUCUAUUUAUGAUAGCCUUACUAACUUGCUUUGGUCCAGUUGUGAUUAUAAAACUCAAGCCCCAAGGCCAGAAUACAAACAUUGAAUUUCCACAUUGGACUGUUUGGGGAGUACAAGCAGUAGUUUCCAGUUCACCAUAGAAGGAGCUAUAGUUCUUUUUAACUGUUUCUUCUGACAGGAAAGCCAGCUGUCAAAUUGAAACCAAAAUUUGGGGACUUAAUUGGCUUAUAAUAAGGAUAUGGCAUGCAAGAAUAGCAUAUUAAAGUGGGUGGGAUUGCAACCCAUUUGGGAAAGGAGCUCAGAAGUUUUAAGAAAAAAAAAAUAUCUUCAACACUCCUUUGCCAUGCAAAUAGCCAAAAUAAUUUACAUCGCCCAUGUGGUAAGGCUUGGAGGGUUGCAAAAUGGAUGCUGAUAAGUUUCAUGUGUCUCACAACAGUAUUCAUGCUCCUACUUAGUUUAUAAGACAGUAUGUGAAUGCACUCAUUGUGUCCAGAGGAGCUUCUUUCCCAUAGAAACUCAGUUUGGCACCUAUUUUAAUUGCUCAGUAUUAUGCAGAGAUCUUUUUGUUUUAUUUCUCCAGAAAGUUUUCAUUAUUAGAACUGCGUUAAACAUUAAAAUCCAUAUUAUUGUCUAUUUUAAAUAAAAUUAUUUGUGAUAAGUGUCAUAUCUGUGUAUUAAAAAUGUAAUUACUGUAAA